Theileria parva strain Muguga is the source of this 1762-nucleotide messenger RNA. RefSeq names its product DEAD/DEAH box helicase family protein (gene Ddx56). Gene Ontology annotation, cellular component: nucleolus. The record is from RefSeq and is a predicted model, not a curated record. Gene Ontology annotation, molecular function: ATP binding; nucleic acid binding. Bases 45 to 1745 code for a protein of 566 amino acids. The transcript is spliced from 4 exons. NCBI's taxonomy places the organism in Eukaryota, Apicomplexa, Aconoidasida, Piroplasmida, Theileriidae.
UUUAAAUAUGUAUUAUAGUUUUAUUAUUUGAAGAAAUUUAAAACAUGAUGGAAUCCAGCAAAAUUGAGGAGGAGCCUGAAGAUACUCUGGAAUCUUCAGAGCUGGCGGAUGAGGACAUAUUAACCUUUGGAAGAUCGAAUUUAAAUCCAGUACUCUUAGAAAAUUUAUUAACUCGUUUUAAAAAGUUCACUCCAAUUCAACAAAAGGCUAUACCGAUAAUAUUAUCCGGUAGAGAUGUAAUGAUAAAAUCUCAAACGGGCUCUGGAAAGACUCUGGCAGCUUUAAUCCCUUUAUUAAACUCAUUACUUGAGAAAUCUAGCACAUUUAACCCAUUUGAUUUGAAGCUAUUAAUUUUAGUGCCAUCGAAUGAUUUGAUUAAUCAAGUCACAGAUCUUCUUAAAGUUCUCUUAAGAAAGUGUUCUGACAGACUAUCAGUAAAACCACUUACAGAAUUGAGUAAUAGUUUAUCGAAUAUUGUGAUUACAAAGCCAUCAAUAGCCGUUGAACUAUUAAGUAAUCAACGGUUAUUGUACUUAAUAAUUGACGAGGCUGAUUUAUUGUUUGAGUUUGGAUAUAAGAAUGACAUGGUAAAACUCAUUGAAAUACUUAGGAACAGCUCGAAAUUCAAGUCUUUUCAGUCUGUUUUGCUCAGUGCCACGCUUGAUCCAGAGAUUAAAAAUAUCGCAAAUCUACUCCUGUAUAAACCGAUUUACAUUGACGUACCUUACACUCCAAAGUUAGGUAACGUCAAGCAAUACUAUGUGCUGGUUAAUGAAGAUAAUAAGUUACUCACUCUAUACCUACUCCUUAAAAUGGAGUGCAUACCAUACGGUUCAAUUAUAUUCGUUAAUACCAAUAAGACUGGAUACUAUUUGUACUGCUUUUUAAGGAAGUUAUGCUUGGACAUUAACAUCAUUAGUAAACUACUAUCUCCAAAAUUAAGGCACACUAUACUACAGAGUUUUAAUCAGGGACUACUGGGAAGUUUAAUACUGAUUGACGAUGACAGCGAGGACGAGUUUAGCCUAAGCAGGGGAAUUGACUUUAAGAACGUGAACUGCGUAAUUAACUUUGACAAGCCAAAGAGUCGCGGGAUUUAUAAACACAGAAUCGGACGCACUGGCCGCAAUUAUCAAAGCGGUUCAUCCCUUACCUUCUUUACAAAUGAAAGUGAUCAACUGUUACGACAACUUGUAUCCUCAAGCGCAAACGAUAAAGACUCACACUUAGAAGGAGUUAAUGAGGCCGAAAAUAAUCUAGAGCUAAAUGGAGUAAAUGAAGAAACACUGGAUUCUGACGUCCAGGAAAUCAAAAUAGGCGAAGAAAUAUUUGAGUCUUUUAAGUACAGAAUAAACGAUGUGCUGAAGAUGAUAACGCCAAAGCUGGUUGAGAUAGCCCAAAUUCAAUCCGUGAGGCACAGCGCAAUAGAGCAGGAAGAGUUUCUGAAGAAUGUUGACGAGAAUGACAUGCUACUGCUUAAGUCAGUGCUAAAAAAUGACAACCAGCUCCUUAAACCUGAGAAGAAACACCUCACUUUUAUCCCCAAUUAUCUCAUCAACAAUCAACUGCAAUCCACCAUUGACAGUGUUAAGCAGCAUAUAUAUCCUCAUUCUCACAACAAAUUAGCUAAAAAACUCAAAAGAAAUAAGCUUAAGAAGACCGAUGAGAGGAGCAACAAGGGGCACAAGAGGAGGCGUAAAUUCUUCAGGAAGAAGUUACCUCACUUUAAGCGCAAAAAGAAAUAAUUUUAUAUUAUUCUCUA